CGUAUUUUGAAUUUUUCGCGCUUGCGCCUGAAAGUAUUUCAACGACUUACGUAUUACUUGUUGUAUUUUCUAAUUAUUCAAUUGACUACUUGAAAUUUCUGUCGCUCUGUCAGAACGCUCUUUUAAACGGCCCUUCUAAAUAAGGAAAGAUGGUGAACGUUCCGAAACAAAGGCGCACUUUUUGCAAAAAGUGCAAGGUCCACAAGCCACACAAAGUAACUCAAUAUAAAAAAAGUAAGGAAAGACAUGCUGCCCAGGGUCGACGUCGUUAUGACCGUAAACAACAAGGUUUUGGUGGACAAACUAAGCCUAUUUUCAGGAAGAAGGCCAAGACUACUAAGAAAAUUGUAUUGAGGAUGGAAUGUACUGAAUGCAAGUACAGAAAACAAAUCCCACUUAAACGUUGCAAGCAUUUCGAACUUGGUGGUGACAAAAAGAGGAAGGGGCAAAUGAUCCAGUUUUAAGUGCUAACCAUCUUUUAAAAAUUGGAAUAACUACUGUAUUUGCUAAGAAAAUAAAAAGAAAUCAUUCUUUAAUUAUAAA
Messenger RNA from Cotesia glomerata, 543 nucleotides. RefSeq names its product 60S ribosomal protein L44 (gene RpL36A). Gene Ontology annotation, biological process: translation. NCBI's taxonomy places the organism in Eukaryota, Metazoa, Arthropoda, Insecta, Hymenoptera, Braconidae. The record is from RefSeq and is a predicted model, not a curated record. Gene Ontology annotation, cellular component: ribosome; cytosolic large ribosomal subunit. Gene Ontology annotation, molecular function: structural constituent of ribosome. The transcript is spliced from 4 exons. Bases 150 to 464 code for a protein of 104 amino acids.